Molecule: messenger RNA, 6237 nt
Organism: Rosa chinensis
Lineage: Eukaryota; Viridiplantae; Streptophyta; Magnoliopsida; Rosales; Rosaceae
Exons: 17
Biological process (GO): protein phosphorylation; recognition of pollen
Molecular function (GO): ATP binding; protein kinase activity
Source: RefSeq, a predicted model, not a curated record
CAAGGAGGAGAAAAGAUGAAAGAAACAAAACUCAAAGACCUUGACUUGAUAUUGGGAUGCAUACUUUUCAAUCAUUCAGCUCAGUGGACAAAGCAUCACUAUUUAGACUGCUAUGGAAUGUCAUCUUUCUGUUAUGGCUGGAAUAUUGAUUUGUUUACAUGCAAGCUGCAGAACACAACAGGGAAAUGGAUUAUGGGACCAAAUUAGCUGUCUAAAAAGGAGUUCUAUCUGCAACUUUGCAAGGAGAUAAUGUACUUGUUGCUGCUAAGGGAAAAGAUCAUCAGACCAUUUUGUUAGCGGUAGACUCCAUCGAGACUAGAAGAUAGGUUACUUUCCUAAAUGAAGUUUAUCCGAAGAACAAAGAUAACAAAAGCACAUGGCAUUAUUAUAUGCUUUGCAAAUGGCAUGCUAUCUUCCAUCUUCUUAUCAUAUGCACUCUUCUUGUGCUUUUCUCACCCCUUCUGCUCUGCUAGAGAUACAAUAACCAAAGAUAAUCCAAUUAAAGAUGAUGGAUCACAAGGUCUUGUUUCAGCUGGAGGAAAAUUUGAACUGGGCUUCUUUCCCCUACAUGGAAGAGGAAGCUCAGGCAGUUACAGAAGAUAUGUUGGCAUAUGGUAUCACAACGUGACUCCAAGGACAGUUAUAUGGGUUGCCAACAGAGACAAGCCACUGCUUGCCAAUCACACUGGAGUUAUUGCAAUCAGUCAGGGUACCCUCCAAGUGUUGGAUAUAACUUCUAGAAAGUCUUUAUGGUUGGCAGAGAUCGAAGUAAUACAGUCUUUCAAUCGGACAGUGAAACUCAAGGAUGAUGGGAACUUGGUGUUAAGUAAUGCUUUGGCAGCAGUUCUGUGGCAAAGCUUUGAAAAUCCUACUGAUACAUUCAUUCCUGGGAUGAUAAUGGUUAAAAACUUAAUUCUAACUUCAUGGAACGACGAAGAUGACCCAAGAACUGGGAACUUUACCUUUGAAGUAGAUGAAGACAACCAGUAUAUCAUCAAAAAAUCAGAUGCAGAUUACUGGAAAAGUAGAGCACCAAAUGGUAAUUCUUUCAGCUCAGGUGAAAUGCCUGCUGCAGUUGCUUGGUUACUAUCAAAUUUCAGCAAGAGUUCACUCUCUUACAAUGAGACAGAAGUCCUGCCACGAUCAGGGUACAAUUAUACAAGAUUGGUAAUAGAUUUUACUGGAAAGCUGAACUUGCUUGUGUACACACACAACUGGAGCUCGACAUGGAGGGAGCCAAGUGAUUAUUGCAGUGUGUUUAACCGUUGUGGGGACUUCGGUAUCUGCAAUAGUACUAAUAAGCCAAUCUGUCGAUGUUUGCAAGGUUUCAAGCCCCAGCUUCCAGAGGACUGGAACUCUGGAGAUUUUUCAGGUGGAUGCUUAAGAGAGUCCAAUUUAUGUGCUAACAGGAAUGAUACGUUCUUCAGUUUGAAGGUCAAGAAAGCACCAAAUCCAGACCCACAGACCUAUGUUGUCAAUGAAACAGAAUGCAGGAACAUAUGCUUGAAAAAGUGUGAAUGCCUGGCUUACGCAUACACUACCAUCUGUUUUAUAUGGGGGGUCCUAAGUAAUCUUGAAGAGUCUUCUUCUGGCCACAACCUCUAUGCUCGCAUUGCCAGGUCUGAUUUAGAAGGAAAUCAUCAAGAGCCAACUAAACCGUCAUUGGAAGAUCAUUCAAGAAGAAAAAUUCCAUUGUUUCUGAUAGUUGUUGCAGUGCUUGUAAGCGUUUUUUUGGCAUGCAUCAUUUCUAUUUUUAUAUGGAGAAGAAACAUGAUCAAGGGACGAGAUCAAAUAAGUAGGGCACAGCUUGAUAGUGCAAGACAAGUAAAAAAUUUGAUAGACACAAGUGAGUUCAAGGAAGAAGAUGGGAAAGGUAUAGAUAUACCUUUUCUUGAUUUGCAAAGCAUACUAGACGCUACAGAUAACUUCUCAGAUGCUAAUAAACUUGGACAAGGGGGGUAUGGACCUGUUUACAAGGGGGAGUUUCCUGGAGGUCAAGAAAUUGCAGUUAAGAGGCUAUCAAGGGUUUCAGUACAAGGCUUACAGGAAUUUAAGAAUGAGGUGGUGCUGAUUGCCAAACUUCAACACCGAAAUCUUGUUAGACUUAAAGGAUAUUGCAUGAAAGGAGAAGAAAAGAUUUUACUCUAUGAGUAUAUGUCUAACAAAAGCUUAGACUUCUUUAUAUUUGAUCAUACUCAAAGUGUGUUUCUCAAUUGGGAUAUGCGCUUUAACAUCAUUUUGGGAAUUGCUCGAGGACUUCUUUAUCUUCAUCAAGAUUCCAGAUUGAGGAUCAUUCAUAGAGAUUUGAAGACCAGCAACAUUCUCUUGGACGAGGAGAUGAACCCCAAAAUAUCAGACUUUGGCUUGGCGAGGAUUGUUGGAGGCAAAGAAACUGAGGGAAACACAAACACUGUGGUUGGAACUUAUGGGUACAUGUCUCCAGAGUAUGCAUUAGAUGGAACGUUCUCGGUCAAGUCAGAUGUCUUUAGCUUUGGUGUUGUUCUUCUAGAGAUAAUCAGUGGAAAAAAGAACACAGGAUUCUAUCAGUCCAAACAAAAUUUCAGUCUCCUUGGUUAUGCAUGGAGACUCUGGACAGAAAAUAAGGCGUUGGAUUUGAUAGACAUGAAUUUGCAUGAAAGCUGCAACAAAAAUCAGUUCCUUGCAUGUGUGAAUGUUGGGCUCUUAUGCGUGCAAGAAGACCCUAAUGACCGGCCUGCCAUGUCAACUGUUGUUACCUUGCUUGAUAGUGGAACUGCAAUCCCUCCAACUCCUAAGCAACCCGCCUUUGUCAUAAAGAGAGGCAACUCCAGCACAGCUUCUACUUCCAGUAAGCAAGAAGCUUACCCUGAAAUUACUAAUACUCUAGAAGAAGGUAGAAAGAAGAAGAAGAAUGAUGAUUUGUAUCUUGAGACCUUGGAGGCGGACAAGGCAAUCUCGACGGCAUCGGAGUCUUGUUGUGUGUAUGGCCCCAGAAGAAGAGGAGAAACUCACUCUCAUCUCGCUGCUGCAGCACUCUCGAUUUUGCGACAAGAUACACCAACACAUGACAAUCCAGUUAUCGAUGAUGGAUCAGAUGCUCUUGUUUCAGCAGGAGGAGAGUUUGAACUGGGUUUCUUCCCUACUACUACAUGGAAAACAUAUGUGGGAAUAUGGUAUCAUAAGGUCACUCCAAGAAAAGUUGUAUGGGUUGCCAACAGAGACGACCCUCUACCUGCCAAUUCCAUUGGAGUUCUUGCAAUCCAAGAAGGUAAUCUCCGCUUGUUGGACAAUGUUACUCGAAAGUCUCAUUGGUCCACAGACAUUGGAACAUCUUCGUCUUCUAACAUGAUUGUGAAGAUAAUGGAGUCUGGAAACCUGGUGUUAAGGGAUACUGGUGAGUUGACAGUGGAUCCUUUGUGGCAGAGCUUUCAAAAUCCAACUGAUACAUUCAUUCCUGGGAUGCUAAUGGAUAGUAACUUGGGGUUGACUUCAUGGAGCGACGAAGAUGACCCAAGAACUGGGAACUUCACCUUCAAACUAGAUCAACAAAGUCUGUUUAUUAUCUUAAAAAAUUCAAUGCCUUACUGGAAAACGGGAGGACCAGGUGAGGUUUUCAGGUCAGUUGAAAUGCCUUGGGUAGUAACUUACUUAUUAUCAAAUUUCAGCAACAGCACUGUUACAAGUAUAGGGAUUGGUAAGUUCAACAAGAGCACUGUUACUAGUCCUCCCCGAUUUGAUUGCACUCAUGCAAGAUUGGUGAUAUCCCCUAGUGGAGAGCUGAAGAUUUCAACUUGGAUUGAAGACUUGCAGUGGGUUCCGGUUUGGUCAGAGCCAAAAGAUCAAUGCAGUGUGGAUAAUGCUUGUGGGAACUUUGGCAGCUGUAAUACUAAUAACAACCCGGUGGUGUGCAAAUGUUUGCCAGGUUUUAAGCCCCAGUCUCUAGAUAAAUGGACUUCUGGAGACUUCUCAGAUGGAUACACAAAAGACUUGUCAAUAUGUGGGCAUGAUGACACCUUUUUGAGUUUGAAGAUGAUGAAAGUGGGUAACCCAGACACAGAGAUUGUUGUUUACGAUGAAAUAGAAUGCAAGAACAAGUGCCUCAACAGCUGCCAGUGCCGGGCAUACUCAUAUGCUGCACCUGAAAGCAUAGCUCAAAGGGAUCUUCGUAAAACUUCCUUGUGCAGGGUAUGGCUUAAGGACUUAAAUAGUCUUGUAGAAGAGGAUGACAAUAGUCAUGACAUUGGUGCUCGAGUUGCCUUCUCUGAUAUAGAAUCAACUAUAAGAGACUGCAGCCCUUGUGGCACAACUACAAUUCCUUAUCCUCUGAGCACUAGAUCAGAUUGUGGCGACGCCAUGUACUUAAGUUUCGCGUGCAAUGCCUCCAUUAAUGAAUUUAGCUUCCUGGGACCAGAUGGCACCUCCUUUAGAGAUAUAAAUAUCAGCCGAAGUACACAACGAUUCAUUAUCAAAUCCAAAAAUAUGAAUUAUUGUGAUUCUAGAAACCGAGUGCUGAACAUUUCCUUCCUGUUUAAGGUAAUCAGUUGGUGUAGCUCUGACCUGAUGAGGAAUUUUAUUUCCAGCAUAAAUUCAUCCAGCGGUCCUUCUGUAAUAGAGAUGGGUUGGGAGCCACCAUCGGAAGCAAGCUGCACUACCUUAGAAGACUACAGGGAUUGGCCUAUUCAACCUGCAAUCCAAAUUUCUCUGAAGCCUUUUAUUAUAUCAGCCUUAUUAUCACUGGAUUAUGCUGAUUCAGAAUUGGAAUUUUUCUGGCAUGCAUCAUUGGUUUUUGUAUAUGGAGAAGAAAGAUUACUAAGAGACGAGGGGAUCUUUCCUGGAGGUCAAAAAAUUGCUGUAAAGAGGCUAUCAAGAGCUUCAGGACAAGGCUUACAGGAGUUUAAGAAUGAGGUGGUGCUAAUUGCCAAAAUUCAACAUCGUAAUCUUGUAAGACUCAGAGGAUAUUGCAUGAAAGGAGAAGAAAAGAUUUUACUCUACGACUACAUGCCUAACAAAAGCUUAGAUUCCUUUAUAUUUGAUCAUACACAAAGCAUGUUUCGCAAUUGGGAGAUGCGGUUUAACAUCAUUUUGGGAAUUGCUUGAGGACUUAUUUAUCUUCAUCAAGAUUCCAGGUUGAGGAUCAUUCAUAGAGAUUUGAAAACCAGCAACGUUCUUUUCGAUGAGGAGAUGAACCCCAAGAUGUCUGACUUCGGCUUGGCCAGGAUUGUUGGAGGCAAAGAAACCGAGGCAAACACAAAUACAGUAGUAGGAACCUAUGGUUACAUGUCGCCGGAAUAUGCAUUAGAUGGAAAAAUCUCUGUCAAAUCAGAUGUCCUUAGUUUCGGUGUGGUUCUUCUAGAGAUAAUCAGCGGAAAAAAGAAUGCAGGAUUUUAUCAGUCAAAACAAACUUUCAGUCUCCUUAGUUAUACAUGGGGACUCUGGACAGAAAACAAGGUGUUGGAUUUAAUGGACAACAAUUUGGAAGAAAGUUGCAACAGAAGUGAAUUUAUAAAGUGUGUAAAUGUUGGGCUUUAGGAGAACAAGGAACCUUCCUGGAUCCCUAAUUAGACUUAAGGACUCGAUCUGUAACUCUCAAUUUGAUUCAAAUAGACAAAUAGAACAUUAUUUACUUCUCAUAAACUAUUACAUAACAGCACAAACACUGACUCAAGAAGCUGUGCUAGAGUUCAUAGCAGUUAUCUACCUUCCAGAGUAGUUAUUUCAGAGUAUGUUUCUGGUUUAGUAGAAGAGGAAGCUGUGCUAGAGUUGCCUCUCCGUGUGAAAAAUGCUGGUUGUUUAGGAGUUGGUGGGAUUGCAGUUUCACUGUCAAGCAAGCUAACAACAUUUGACAUUGUAGGGCGAUCAACCGGAUCUUCUUGUACGCAUAAGAACCCAGUAUUGGAUACACCUAACAACAUUUGACAUUGUAGGUCUCAACCGGAUUUUGUUCUGCUAGAGAUACACUAACACACGACGAUCCAAUUACCGAUGAUGGAUCAAAAGCUCUUGUUUCAGCAGGAGAAUUUAAACUGGGUUUCUUCCCUACUACUACAGGGAAAUGAUAUGUGAGCAUAUGGCAUCAUAAGGUCACUCCAAGAACAGUUGUAUGGGUUGCCCACAGAGAUGAACCUCCACCUGCCAAUUCCAUUGGAGUUCUUGCAAUUGAAGAAGGUAAUCUCCGUGCGUUGGACAGUGUUACUCGAAAGCCUUAUUGGUCAACAGACAUUGGAAAAUCUUCACCUUUUAACAAGAUAGUGAAGAUAA